Molecule: messenger RNA, 228 nt
Organism: Acanthoscelides obtectus
Lineage: Eukaryota; Metazoa; Arthropoda; Insecta; Coleoptera; Chrysomelidae
Source: the annotation of a GenBank genome assembly
GGUGCAGCGUGCCAUGCCUCAAAAGAGGCGACAAAAUGGAUGGAAGAAAAUAAUGUACCACUUUUGAAAUGGGUUUCUAGCAGUCCAGAUCUGUCACCUAUUGAAACUUUGUGGCACGAGAUGAAAAAGCUUCAAGAAAUAUGGGAUUGUUUUACACCAAAUUUUUGCCAAAACUUGGUUAACACUAUGCCCCAAAGAAUUUAAGCCGUAAUAAAAGAUAAAGGUAAU